Cyprinodon tularosa is the source of this 3891-nucleotide messenger RNA. RefSeq names its product ankyrin repeat and fibronectin type III domain containing 1 (gene ankfn1a). Gene Ontology annotation, molecular function: protein binding. Bases 217 to 3876 code for a protein of 1219 amino acids. The record is from RefSeq and is a predicted model, not a curated record. Gene Ontology annotation, cellular component: spindle. NCBI's taxonomy places the organism in Eukaryota, Metazoa, Chordata, Actinopteri, Cyprinodontiformes, Cyprinodontidae. Gene Ontology annotation, biological process: establishment of mitotic spindle orientation; regulation of establishment of bipolar cell polarity. The transcript has 24 exons.
CUCGCCGCUCUGCGUUAACCACAGUGAAACGUGAGCUCUCUCUGCUGCUCUGCAGCCUGUAUUUUUGGGAUGUUUUAAACGGGCCGGGACCUAGAGACGUUCCCAGGCCGGAGGCCGGCCUGUGCAUGUUUCUGCUCUUUGGAAGACAAGGCGAGAAAGAAGAAGAGGAGACAUUGUUUCUGCAGAGGAAGAAAGGGAUAAACGAAAUGGCUGAAGAUGUCUGUGGAUUCUGAGAACUCCUGUAUUCUGGUGGCGUCCCGAGAAUCCAGGACGUCCUGCAUCUUCCAGACAGCUGAUGAGAACGAUGAAAUCCCAGGGGUGGGAGAGGAGAGCGUUCUGGAGAUGCUGAGUUACUCCAAGUUCUCGGACCUGGAGACAUGGCUGUGCAUGCCGUCCUCCGUCCUGCUGUCCAGGCCGCUGGACAUGAACCGCACCUGCUCCUCCUGCUCCACCUUAUCAUCCAACCACUCCUCCAACUCGCCGACCAUGUCCUCUUCAUCGUCUGCAGCCUCCAUCUCCCGGCGCUCCAUCUGCAGCGAGCCAGGAGACUCUCUGCUCAGGUCCUUGGAGAGAGAUCUGACGUUCCUCACACCUGCUCUCGGAAAGGAGGCGACUUUCUUGUCUACGCCGCUCCUGCCCAUCCUCUCCUCUACCCCUAUUGGGGCUCCACAGACAAACUCAGGGCCAACAGUCAGAGAUUCCAAUUCCAGCAGUGGUGUCAGCAUCAGGAAGCGACGUCGACUUGCUGCCAGUCCCGGAGGACUCCACUGGAACUCCGAAGGUUCUGUGCAGCGCAAAUUCUGGUCACCUGAUCCUCCUUCCAGAAUGGCUGCAGGUGGAGCCAGAGGAAGAGGGCAUAGUGGGAGGAGCUUCCCACUGGGUCAGAAGGACAGGGUGACACCUGUGUGGACAGCAGGUGAGCGGGUGGCUCUGAGGAAAACUCUGUCAGCUGACGAUCAGCUGCUGAGGCCAGCAGGAGGAGAACUAAAGCUGCUGAACGGACUGGAGAGAGGCCGAAAGAAGCUGCGCAACAUCCAUAGCCUGGGAACACAGGGGCGAUACGACAGCAGGAAAAAGUCGGACAGUAAGAUCUCACGCUUGGCUCAGAGGUGGAACCAGAGGUCGACCGGAGAUGCUCUGAUCCGAGACCUGAAGCACCUGUAUCCCACAGGGACCUGUCGAUCCUCCCUCAGCCUGGACAGACACCUCCCAGCCGUUAUGACCCAACAGAUGCAGAACCUGCAGCUGUCUCAGACCAGAAAGUGUCCCGGUGGGCCAGCCUCACCCAGCGCUGCCAAGCGCCUCUACAGGAACUUAUCCGAAAAGCUGCGAGGAAGCACCUCCUCCUUUGAAGAUGCCUACUUCUUUGGAAAAACGGACCGUCUGCGAAAAGCCUCGACCAUGCAGGGCAGCGACUGCAUCUUUGAGGCUGUGGAGCAGCAGGAUCUGGAUACUGUGCAGAUUCUCCUCUACCAGUUUACCGCUGAGGAACUGGACCUGAACACACCCAACAGCCAAGGCCUGACUCCCCUCGAUAUCGCCAUCAUGACCAACAACACACCCAUCGCUAAGCUGCUGCUGAAGGCCGGUGGAAAGGAGAGUCCUCACUUUGUGAGCGUGGAGAGCCGCGAGGCUCACCUGAGCGCCCUGGUGGAAGAGUCGGAGCGCCGCGCGGCAGACUUGGCGGCUCAGGCUCAGAGGGACGGCCUGUCGCUGGAGGCGUGCCACAAAGACAAGCAGCUGAGGACAUGGGAGUGGAGGAGCAAGCUAUACAAGCGCAUGAGGACAGGCUUCCAGCAUGCGCGUCCCCCGGAGGCCCCGACCAUGGUCCGACUGAGCGUGAGCAGCAGCACCUCGCUGACCGUCACCUUCCAGGAGCCGCAGUGCCUGAACUCCACCGUGGUCACCAAGUACAGAGUGGAGUGGAGCUGCCUGAAGGAUUUCUCUCUGCUCGCCGGUGAGACGGUGCUGGAUAAUCUGCAGAGCCUCAAAUGCACCAUCAGCAGCCUGUCCACGGGUCGGCUUUACUACGUCCGAGUGUCGGCGUACAACAUGAAGGGCUGGGGUCCGCCCGCCUCCGCCCUGCCUCCAUCAGCUGCUCCAUCCAACUGGAGGGAGAGCGACGGCCGUGAGCCCAGGAGGCGGGGCCACGUCGAGGCCAUGGAGCGUCUGCUGCAGCAGGUCCGAGCGACGCACACACACUACUGCUGUGGAGACUCAUCGAAACUGCAGAACCCGAGCAGGAAGCAGUCAGUCUCUAGAAGCCUCAAACACCUCUUCAACUCCUCCAACAAGUUUGUAAAGACACUGAAAAGAGGGAUCUACCUGGCUGCUGUCUUCUACCAUAAGGACAGUUUACUGGUCACCGCCGAGGAGCAGAUUCCCAUCGUGGAGGUGGACGACUCCUACAGCAGCUCCCUCAUGCAGGACUUCCUCUGGUUCACCAAGCUGUCCUGUAUGUGGGAGGACGUCCGAUGGCUGAGGCAGAGCAUGUCCGUGUCCAUGUCGUCUUCAUCCACUCUGCAGGCCCGCCACAAGAUGCUCACCGCCGCCGCCCAGCUACAGAACCUCCUGGGGACCCACAACCUGGGCCGGGUCCACUACGAGCCCAUCAAAGAUCGCCAUGGAAACGUGCUCCUGGUGACGAUCCGCGACACCGAGAGCCAGCACUCGCUGUUCAGCGGGAGGUGGAUGCAGGUGACCAAACUGCAGAGCCAGAGGAAGUCGCUGUCCACGCCGGAGGAGCCGUACGCGCUGGACAUCCUUAUCAUCACCAUGCAGGACCUCCUGGCGUACCAGCGGCGCAGCACCCACCGCCUGGCCCCGGGCCUCUACCUGGGCUACCUAAAGCUCAGCAGCUCCGUGGACCAGAUCAAAGUCCUGGUGUCCCAGCGGACCCCCAACAUGCUGUGCCACAGCCGGAUCCGGGACAACGCCAACGUGUCCAGGGAGGAGUGGGACUGGAUCCAAACGCUGGCAGCUGCAGGAGAAAAAGGACGCAGCGAGGAGGAGAGCGAGGAGGCGGAGCCCCAGGCCGAAAGCCACGCCCCUCUACUCUACUACGAGCUGCAGACGGCGAUAAAGGCACUGCUGAAGCACAUCCACGUCCCUCUGCACAAGGCCCGUCACUUCCGUCUCUACAGUCAGGAGGUGGUGGAGAUCGGCCACGGCGUCUCCUUCCUGCUGCUGCUGCCCCAGGCUGAUGAUGUUUGCUCCGCCCCCGGACAGUCCAACCCCUACAGCCCGCUGUCAGGGUUCCUGCACCUCCCGCUGCAGAUGUUUGAGCUGGUUCAUUUCUGCACCUACAAGGAGAAGUUCAUCAGUCUCUACUGCCGUCUGUCCUCUGUCCUGGACCUGGAUGCCCUCAUUACCCAGCAGGCACUGCGGGAGGCCAUCACGGACGGCGAGGUGACAACCGCCAGAUCUCGACACCAACUCAUCCUGGACUACAUCCAGCAGCUGGAUGAGAUGCGGCGCGACCUCCGCUGGAUCACAGACGCCCUGCAGUACGCUCGCUACAAGCAUCCCCGCGGCGGCGUCCUCAUAACCUGCCUGGUGGACGCCAGCGCUCCAGAUAGUGAUUCUGGACAGCAGAAGACGGAUUCCACGUCCUCCACCAUGGACUACGUGCCUACGCCGCCUCCAUCGCCGGAGCUCCGGCAGAGAAAGGCCAUCAGUGAGUCUCUGCUCGGCUCCGAUGAGGACGGCUCCUCUGAAGUGUUCCUGCCCACCGACAGUGACUAUGACUCCAGCGACGCCCUGAGCCCCAGAGACAUGGACCUGCUCUACUCUCCGGCCGCGGAUCUGUCUCAGCAGCUCCUUCACUCUCUGGGGGGCAGCGCCCCCGAUGUCCUGCAGAUCCACGAGCCCAGGUAACGCUUUAGGAAGGCC